Molecule: messenger RNA, 249 nt
Organism: Eruca vesicaria subsp. sativa (arugula)
Lineage: Eukaryota; Viridiplantae; Streptophyta; Magnoliopsida; Brassicales; Brassicaceae
Source: the annotation of a GenBank genome assembly
AUGAGCGACAAAGCAAUGGUCUCUAAACUUAGCAGAGCAGCCAACAUAUCUGAGUUACAAGAUCGUAAAGAGAAACAAGACAUGAUUCAAGAUGACGAGCGUUCAAAGCUUGAUAGCAGCGUUGAUAUGUACACGACACGCUCCCGAGGGGGCAGUCUAGUGGAGGAUGUUGUGCAGAAGCUUGAGAGGUUCAAAGUACGUACUGUAAACGUCUUGGUGGGAGGAGAAGCUGAUGAAAAGAAGAAAUAA